Eimeria necatrix is the source of this 924-nucleotide messenger RNA. RefSeq names its product serine/threonine protein phosphatase, putative. Lineage: Eukaryota; Apicomplexa; Conoidasida; Eucoccidiorida; Eimeriidae. The transcript has 5 exons. The record is from RefSeq and is a predicted model, not a curated record. Gene Ontology annotation, molecular function: protein serine/threonine phosphatase activity. Bases 1 to 924 code for a protein of 307 amino acids. Gene Ontology annotation, cellular component: cytoplasm; nucleus.
AUGGCAGCAGCAACGGACGUGGACGUGGACGCGGUGAUCAGCAAGCUGCUGGAGGUCCGCGGCAGCCGCCCCGGCAAGCCCGUGCAGCUCACCGAAGCAGAAAUCAGGGGAUUAUGUCAGAAGUCCCGCGAGAUAUUUAUAGCGCAGCCAAUUCUCUUAGAACUCGAGGCCCCGAUCAAGAUCUGCGGCGACAUCCACGGCCAGUACUACGACUUGCUGCGCCUCUUCGAGUACGGGGGCUUUCCCCCGGAGGCCAACUACCUUUUCCUCGGCGAUUACGUCGACAGGGGCAAACAGAGCCUCGAAACUAUCUGUCUUUUGCUGGCUUACAAGAUCAAAUACCCCGAGAACUUCUUCCUCCUCAGAGGCAACCACGAGUGCGCCUCGAUCAACCGCAUCUACGGCUUCUACGACGAAUGCAAGAGGCGGUACAACGUUAAGCUGUGGAAGACUUUUACGGAUUGUUUUAACUGUCUUCCAGUCGCAGCUAUAAUAGACGAAAAGAUCCUUUGUAUGCACGGCGGCCUCUCGCCAGAACUUAACUCUAUGGACCAAGUCAGGCGCAUAGUGCGCCCAACAGACGUACCCGAUACGGGCCUUUUGUGUGACCUGCUGUGGUCGGAUCCUGAAAAGGAAAUAGCGGGGUGGGGCGAAAACGACAGAGGGGUUUCGUUUACUUUUGGCCAAGACGUUGUUCACAACUUCUUACGAAAGCACGACCUAGACCUUAUCUGCCGCGCUCAUCAGGUUGUGGAGGAUGGCUACGAGUUCUUUGCCAAGAGGCAACUGGUGACUCUGUUCAGCGCCCCAAAUUACUGCGGUGAAUUUGACAACGCGGGCGCGAUGAUGUCCGUUGACGAGACUCUGAUGUGCUCAUUUCAGAUAUUGAAGCCUGUGGAAAAGAAAAAGGGAAUUAACAAGUAA